Molecule: messenger RNA, 4443 nt
Organism: Mycosarcoma maydis (corn smut)
Lineage: Eukaryota; Fungi; Basidiomycota; Ustilaginomycetes; Ustilaginales
Exons: 1
Coding region: 1-4443 (1480 amino acids)
Biological process (GO): transmembrane transport
Source: RefSeq, a predicted model, not a curated record
AUGGCUUGCAUCGCUACGCUCAGUAGCAGCGCCUCUCCGACACGCUUCCGUAUGCCUUUGCAAUCAUGCUCACUUCGGCGGCGGCGGCGGCAGCUGCUGCAGCUGCUGCUGCCACUAUCACUGCUCCUUCUAGCCUGCCUCAUUACUUCCACCUCAGCACAGACCGUCACCGAAGUCAUUACUCGCACUACAGGCUCUGCUUCGCUCAACAAACCCACCAGAACUGCCAUCCCGCCAGACGCGGAUCCAAGCGCCACUCGAUCCACCCCUGUCGUCACAAGCACCACCAUCCCCGAACUUGAGCUCUCCGGUCCCCAAGUCCCCUUCUUGCUCCAGAAGCCCAUCCCUGCUCAAUACGAUGACCUCUCUAGAAAGGUCGUCUCCCGCAUGAAGGACGUCUACUUCACCGGCUGCCCAGCCGACCAGGUCAAUUACAUCGAUCCCACCUUGCGCAUCAACAUCUCGGCCGUAUAUACCCAGUUCGACCCCGUCCUUGCCAGCGACAACCAUAUCGCCGACCAGACCUCCUACGAUUCCGGCGUGCUCCGCAUCGUUGCUGUCGGUGCUACCGACGCCGUCGGCAGGACGGUCAACACCAACGUCACCCCGCAACUGCUUAGCACCCUCUCUGUUGAAACGCAGUUUCUCACUUUUUCCGUCUUUCGCAAUGACUCGUACCUCUGUGACAGCCUCUAUCCGGUUGUACCUGAUCCCAACGCAACCGUCAUCAAUGGCGUCGUCGUUCAACCCGCCGGCUGUCUCUACGGCCCCGGCCAGGUCUCACUCGGUCUUGGCAUCCCACUCAACGACACGUACACUCUUGGCACGCUAUGGACCCGCAUUCGCCUCAGUGACACUUCCAGUCCACCCCUCGACAUUGCUUGCAUCGAAGUAUACGCCAGUCCUUAUGACCAGCAAAAGUGGUACUGGCACCUCAUCUUUUGGUUCCCCGUCGCUUUGGCUAUCGGCUUUUUCGUCGUCAUCGCUCUUGCACGCGUCUUUUGUGCUCUCACAUCUCACGCACGAGCUUUCAAGAACAAGGCCAGGGAAGGCAGCCAGCCCAACGUCAUCAAGGACACCAUUGCGCCUACCAUUGUAUCCGCCAUCUCGGGCCAGAAGCUCGCUCUCAGCGCCGCCCUCCUCCGCUUUGCAACUCCCGGAUGCUGGGACAUUAUCCUUCACACCCAAUUCGUCGCCGCCAUCUCCAUGAUCGCCGUGCGCUGGCCCGAGUUCUCCUACCCCUUCUUCAAACAGGCGGCUUGGUCCACUUUGACCGGCAACGUCACCAUCAUCCGCCCCGCCGAGCUUAACGCCGACUUUGACCUCGUCUCGACCAACGCAACUCUGCCAUCUGGAGACAUCAGCACCCAAUUCUCCAACGCCACUUCGCCCCUCUACAUGAACGAGCAGACCCCCAACCACUUGAUCAAUCUCGAUGGUGCACGUGCUGGCAUCCAGGCAUACGCGCACGUCGUGGGACUUCGCACGCGCGAUCUCUUUGGCACUUGCCUCAGCAUUUGGCUCUUGAUCGUCGCCGCCAUCGUCGCUCUUUCGCUGCUCGCUUGGAUCAUCGACUCGGUCCACGACACCGUCUUGCGCCUGCAGAAGCAUCGCGAAGACGGCUACAGCGUCGACGUCGCCGAUGCGCCUUCAGCCAUCGAGACCAAGGAGAUGGUCGACGCCGACGAUGACCAGCCGCGUUCGUCGCUCAGUCGUCGCGGAAGAUACCGUUUCCUCGGCGUGGGCAGAGCCGGAAAACGUCUGCUGUUUGGAUCGAGCGACAACACUUUCCACCUACUCAUGCUGCACGGCAACCUUUUGCGCGCCAUCUUCCUCUUCCACUUGCCUAUCACCAUCUUCACCACCCACCAGAUGGCCAACGCCGAUAUCUUCUCGGCCACCUCGGUCGCCCUCGCCGCCCUCGCGUUUGCGUUUCUCUCGGUCUUGGCUCCCGUCUACGUAGUCUUGUGCAUCAGCCGUGCACCUACCGCCAAGCUCUACGACUCGAUCGGUACGCUCUCGGCCUUUGGUCCUGUCUACAACAAUUAUAGCCCUGGUUCACAGCUCUUCUGCGCCGUCGACUUUGCCCGCUCUUUGAUCUUGGGUGUAGUGAUUGGUGCGGGUCAGGACAACGGAAGCGCGCAGGCCAUCAUCAUCCUGGUGUUUGAGAUCAUGUUUGCGCUCGCUUGCGGUCUGUGGCUGCCUUGGGGCGAAGGCGCCAUGAUGGGCCCUGUUAGCUUUGUCGCCAACGUGCUUCGCAUCUUUACCGCUGUGCUUGUCCUGCUGCUGAGCCCGUUGGUGGACUUUGGUCGCCAAGUCGAGGGCUGGUUGACGUAUGUCAUCCUGCUUAUACAAGGUAUCUUGUAUGUCUGCGCUGCAUUGAUCCUGCUGGUCAAAAUGGUAGAAGGCCUGGUGCGUCUCGGCGGACGUGCCUCGUUCGAUGAACGUGCCUCGUCGCGUCUCUCGGGCCUUGGCGGUGCGGUACGCAAGAUCCAGAAGAAACAGGAGAGCAAACUGCAGCUCAGCCACAAGGGCAACAAGAAGCGUCUUUCGCAGACUUGCCAGCCGCUCAAUCGGCGCGCGUCGACCAACACGCAGAGCGUCAUGCUCACCAGCCUGGGCAACGACGGUUCCACCGGCGAAAAUACUCCUGCGGGUCCAUCGUCACCGCGAAAGUUGAGCACCUCGCUGCCAUCUACCAUGUCGAUGAACCGUAUGCCUCUGCAUUCUCGCCAGGCCUCGUAUGUCUCGUACCUAGACUCGCAGUUGCACGGACGAAGAUCGCCUGCCGACAUGUUGGCGGAUGGCAACAGUCCUUAUUCGACGUAUCUGCGAGGCGAUCCGCACGACGAAGGCUAUAUUAUGGCAGCACUGCCACCCACCAUUGCGAGCGGUAGACCCGUGUCACCGCCACCGCAGCUGCAUCAGUGGAAUGGCCGACAGUCGCCCCCGCCACCCGGCCAGUCUGGAUUCGUCCGCAUGGGCGGCGGCCGCGCCACAGACACGGCGCCGUAUCAGGCGUUGCAUGCACAUGGUCCUCCUGCUCAGCUUCCAAGAGCAAUGAGCAGUGGCAGCAUCGAGCGCAUGUCUCCGCCACAGCAGUUGCAGUCCUUACCUCCACAACGCCGUGCGCGGCCUCAGUCGCAGAGCGUGCAUCCUGAGCCGUACUUUGACGCUCGUCGAACGUCGAUGCCGUCAUCGAAUUCGAACGACGGUAUGGGUCUAUCGAGCACCGAGGCUGCUGCACGCCAUGCCACCAUACGUCGUUAUUCGCAAGGUGCGCAACUGCGCGCCAGCCAGUCGAUCGCUGGCAUGAUGGCGGUUGAUGAAGAAGGACAACCGAUCGAGCCUGCUAGUAAGAAGCAAAAGCCCAAGUUUUGGAAACGACGAGAUACGCGUACGGACACGGACAGUGACGACGAUGACGAUGACGCUUACGGAAACGGAAACGGUGCAGAUGGCAGUGCAGCGUUCCGGUCUCGCGGCGGCUGGAGAGGUUUGAACAAGAUGAGCGUCGCCAUGUCCGGUCUGGCCGCGCGACUGGGAGCUGGCAAGCCGAGUGGAACUGUAGGUGAGGCAGGAGACAACAGCCUUGAGCCUCCCGCUUCGGAAGCGGAAGCAUCUGGCACAAGGCAGGGCAGUAGUGGAUUUGAAGUGGUACGUCCCCAGCGACCCAGAAGAAGCUCGGCUGCUGCAGAAAGAGCGUUGGACUCGGCAGCAUUGGCAGGUGCUGCAGCAGGAGCGACAUCGACGGUGCACGCUUCUCGUACGCCUACGGGCGUGCAGCCUGCUGGUAGCAGUCGUGGAGUCACUUCGGCUGCGGAUGCCUACUCGAUGCCAGUUCAGGAAGCACUGCAGCAGGCGCACCACGCCGCAGUGCUGGAUGAUUUUGAUGCGUCGUCUGGUACGCUGCCACCAGGAGCUGCCGAGCAAGCACUGCUCCUACCGUACCGCAGUUCGCACCGACCCACUUCGGUGAUUGUGAGCUCGAGCUCGAGCAAGCCAGCAGCGCUCAACGAAGACAUGUUUUGGGUGUCGUGCUCGUCGCCAGCAGCGUCUCAACCGCAGUCGCACGCCGCAUCUCGACCUGUCUCGAGGUCGUCUCCACACAUGAUGGCCGCAGCGCUCUGUGCUGCCGGAGACACGCGUGAUUCUCGUCAGCAGGCAUUGACGAGUUCUUCACGAGGCCGCAUCGCUGAGCCGAUGCAAGCCGAGGUGGUGAAUGCGGCUACGGAGGAAGUGGCUUCUGCGGAAGGAUUCGUAACUCCACCUGCGACCGGAGCGGAAGAGGCAUCGCGCAUGUUUGAUGCGGACGGCAAAUUGAUUUCGUCUGCUAUCAAUUUCAAUCAAUCUCCUUGCGCUUUGGCGGCGCCGUUAGUGGAGACGACCGAGGCGGCAAGAGGACCACCUCGCGUGUGGGAUGCUGCUCAGGCGUACCGCUGA